Molecule: messenger RNA, 5456 nt
Organism: Condylostylus longicornis
Lineage: Eukaryota; Metazoa; Arthropoda; Insecta; Diptera; Dolichopodidae
Exons: 9
Coding region: 1680-5456 (1258 amino acids)
Source: RefSeq, a predicted model, not a curated record
AAAAAAGAGUGGUUAGAAAAUUAUUAAUAACAGGAAGAAGAAAAGCAAAGAAUUUUUUUAAGAAAGAAAAAAGGAAAAAUAUAUUAAGUAUAAAAGGUGAAAAGAAAUUUUCCACAUGAAGAUUAUUAAUAUUUUGCAUGUACAUGUGUAUGUAUAAACAUUUGGUAAUAAAGUGCAAUAUUGUAGUAGGAAUUGUUUUGGGUAGUUGGCGAAAAUUGGUAUAUGGCUCAUAAAUAUUACCACAUCAGUAUAUUUAUAUGAAGAAAAAUCAUUUAAGAACAAAUAAUUUUGUUUUUUUUUUCGAACUUUUUCGAAAAUAUUAUUGAUAAGGAACUAUAUCAUUAUAAUAAAGAGAAUGGAAAUGGCAGGAAACAACUGUCACAAACAAAAAGAUAUACAAUAGAACCUAAAAAUAUGCUGAAAUUUGAAUACAAGAGCAAAUAUACUAGAGAAACGAAUUAAUAUUUCUAUAAUAUUUUUAAAAAAUAAAAUAAAAUUAAUAAUGGAAAAUAUUUUAAAAUUUUAUAAAAAAAUUUAAUUUCAAAUGAUAAAAAUUUUAUAUUUAAAUAGUAAAAAUGAUAACUUUAAUAGAAAACGGCUGAAUAAAUUUUAAUAUUAAUUCUUAUUUAAAUAAUUAUUUCAAUAAAAAUAAAUAAAAUAAAAGUGUUUAAUAAAAAUUAAUUUUUUACGUUCUUAUUUAUUAUUUAGUGUUUUUUGGUUUUUCAAGAAAUUAUGAAUAAAAUAAUUUAGCAUUUUUGACAAGAACAACUGCAUACCGCGCCAAAGUUAACUUUUUUACAAUACUAAAAUUUAUAAAAUUAAUUUUAAAUAAAUUGCUUUUUUUUUCUAAAUUUUAAGAAAUAAAAUAUUACAAAAUCUAAUAUUGAAAUUUUAGCAAAAACUUAGUCAAAGUCAAAGUUAACAGAAAUAGAAAAGAUUAAAUUGAAUUAAAAUUUAAUAUUUCUUUUUAUUUUGUAAUUAAAUAAUUUUGUAAAUUACGAGUAUUAAUAAAAAAAAACUACUUAUAAACCCGUGAAAUAGUUGAAUUAUUUCGAUUUCUUUAAAAUUUAUUUUGUACAUUAUUUUUUUGAAAUUAUUACAAAUUUGUGGUAACACUUAAUGUUAACAGUCUAGUGGAAAACAAAUCUACUACAUAAAAAUAUUAAAAUUUUCUUUUUUUUUAAAUGCCAAAAUUAUAACCUCAAAAAUUUCAUUUAAUGAAAAAAUAUUGUAAUAUUACAGUUAUAAAUAAAUAUAAAAUGCUUAUUAAAAAUAAAAAUUUUAUUUAAGAGAAAAAGAGAAGAGAGAGAGAGAGAGAGAAACGGAACGAUAAAAGUGAAAAUUAAAAUUAAAAAAAAUUUUGCUUACAUUAGCGUCAGCUGUCAAAUACGAAAAUUGACGCAAUGGACAUUAAUAAAAAUUUUGGUAGAUGACCAAAAAUUUUUAUCAUUUAAAUUCAGAAACAAAAAAAAAAUUAAAUUUAAAAAAAAUAAUAAUAUUUGAAAUAAUUAAAUAAAAUUAAAAUAAAAAUCAGAAAAAUGGUUUAAAAAAUUAGAAAAAAAAAAAUUAAAUAAAUAAAUAUCAAAUAAAUAAUUAAUUAAUAAAUAAAAUUUAAAAUUAAAAAAAAAAAAAUAUUAAAGAAAAAAAAUAAGAUUUCAAAAGCUACCAUUAAAUGAAAAAUGUUCUCCAAUGGAAACUUUUUAAUUAUUCUUCUUGUUUUAAAUCAAACGAGUUUAAUACUAUUAUCAAUAGCUGAACCUAGUACAAAUAGUUCUUUAUUAUUUAUAAAUAAAGAGAGAAAUCAACAAAAUUUUUCUUAUUUACAACAAGAGAAUAAACAAGAUCAGCAACAACAACAAUUAAAAUUAAAACAGUACCAAAAAUACUCUAAUUAUAAAAAUGAUAUUAAAAAAUCAAAUUUAUCAUCAACAACGGCUAAUACUACAGCUACAACUACAAAUUCACCUAUAUUAUUAUCAUCAUCAAUAUCUUUAUCAUCAACAUUCUCAUCAUUAUCACCAUCAUUAUCAUCAUCAACAACAACAACAACAACAACAACAGAUAAAAGAGAAAUUAUAAAUAAAGUUUUUUCAAAAAAUAUUUUAAAAGAAAAUCAUAAUAAUAAUAAUAGUAAUUUUAAUAAUAAUAAUAAAAAUGUCAUCAAUAAUAUUCAACAUACUAAUACAACGAGAAAAUCAACAACAACAACAAUAUCACCAUCUACUGUUAAACAACAGAAAUAUAAUGAUGAUGAUAUUUCAGUGGAAAAAACUAUUGAAGAUUUAUCAAGUAUUGAAACUUUGUCUUUUGAAAAAAGGGGUGAUUCAAAAUCAAAAUUAUCAAAAUUAUCUUUAGAAUCAGUACCAUUACCAUCUUUAACAUCAUCAUCAAAUUCUGAAUCAUCAUCAUCAUCAUUACCAUCAGAAUUGCCUGGAUCAUCAAUAAAAUUAUCAAGGCAAUUACAUCAUCAAGAUAGAAAAUUAUUACGUAAUCAACAAUUACCAUCACCACAAUUAUCAAAUAUUAAUGAAUUACCAAUAUUUCCGGAACGUAGUGAUGCUGUUUAUUUUAUUGUUGCAAUAAUGGGUGGUGCAAAAACAUGGAGUCGUAUUAUGGCAAGAACAUUAUUAGAAAUGGGACCACCAUUUGGUAGUCCAAUGGGUCCACCAUUAAGACCAUUAUAUGUUGAUUUACCAGCUAGUGGAGGAUUUUCAGCAAAAGUAUUAACAUCACUUUGUCAGCAAAUUGAAAAUAUACCUUUAGCUGGUGUUGUUGUUAUAGGUGAUGGUCAAUCAGCACGUGCAAUAGCUUUAUCUGGUAAUGCUAUGCAAGUACCUGUAUUAUGGGCUAGAGGUGGAACAGCAAAUAUUCAUGGUAUUCAAAGAGAGGCUCAAUCCGCACUACAAUCUAUGUUACAACCAUCAGCUAGAGAAAUUUUGAAAGCAAUACGAGCAUUAUUUUUACAAACACAUUGGCAUUCUUUUUUUGUUUUGGCUGAUGUUGAUGCAGCAAUGGUAUUAGCUGGUAAUGAUGGACGUACAUUAAAAGAUCCACCAUUGCUGCCAACAAUACUUCCUUUGCCAGCUGGUGAUGGUGAUGUGUUCAGGCAACUAGCCAUAAUAUCUCGUUCAACUCGAGGUAUCGUACUGCUUCUUUGUAAUUUAAUUUCUGCUAGAAAAAUAAUGUCAGAAGCAAAACGCCUUAAUAUGGCCGGUGGUCAUUAUAUUUGGUUAUGGGCCGAUACAAGUAGUACAACUGAAUUUUUUGAUUUAAAUCAUCAUAAAUCUACAACAUUGGAUGAAACAAUGUUAGAAUAUCCAGAGGCUGUGAAAGAAUUUACUGUUGUAUCAUCAUCUUCAUCAUCUAUACCGUUAUCGGUAUCUUCAUCGUCAUCAUCAUCAUCACAAUCUUCGUCCUCUUCUUCUUCAAAUUUAUAUCGUCAAUCAAUACCAUCAUCAUCAUCAAUAUCAUCACCAUCUUCAACUAUUCUCUCAUCAUCUGAAGUGUCACCAUUGCCUGACUAUGAUGAAGAUAAUAUUUCAAAUAUGAAAAAUAAAAAUUUUCAUCAUAAAAUAAAUAAUAUAGGUAUAAAUGGUAUGAAUCUAAAUGGUGAUGGUAUUAGUAAUGAAAAUGGUUUCUAUAAUGGUGACAUUAAACCAAAAUCAUUUGAUGAAUCAAUAGAUGUGGUUAAAGGAACGACGACUGGUAGUACAAUAAAUUUUUUUAAUAAUAUCGAUAAGGAAAAGGAAGUUAUAAAUAUGAAAAAACAAAAACAGCACGAAUCCAGGAAGAAUAUACAACGUCAAGGAGAAACUCAGAGAUUGCCAUUUCAGCAGAAUAGAUUUGAAUCAAAAAAAUUUCAACAAGAUUCUUAUGAAGAUGCUGAUGAUGCUAUUGCUACUGCUACUGUUACAACUACUUCUAAUAAAGAUUAUAAUACUGGUGAAAAAGAUAUUAUAGAAGAAGAAAAUGAUAAUACUGAGAAUAUUGAUGAUGAUGUUAAUGACGAAAAAAAUUUAAGUAGUAAUGGUAAUGAUGACGAUGAUAAUGAUGAUGAAAAUUUAAAAAAACGUCAAGGAUAUAGUCAAGGACCAGGUCGAUAUGUUAUUGGUUUAUAUGAUGAUGAUAAUAUUGAUAUGUCAUUAGAAUUAAAAAAAAAUAAAGCCAAUCGAAGAUAUAGACAACAUACCGAUGAUUAUUAUAUCGAUGAUGAUAACAAUAAAGAUAGGAUGAUUCAGAGUAAAAGUGACAGCAAUAGUAAUAGUUAUUUUAAUAUUAAUAAUAAUAAUAAAAAUAGGAAUAGUAAUAGUAAAAUAUCAGAUAAAUAUUAUCCAACUGAAAAUCCUUACCUCAGUUUAAAAAAUUAUAAUUCAAUGGAAAUGAAUGAAAAUUUUGAUCAAUAUGACGAUGAUGAUGAUGAUUUAAUUGAUACAAGUAUGGAAGAAUGGUUUGAAUUACCUGGAAAUAAUUGGGCACAAAUCAAUAAUGAUACAACAUCAAAUUUAUCACCAACUAUAUUAGAUAAUAUAGAUGAAACAUCUGAUUUAAAAUUAUCAUAUGAUAGUGUUGAAAAUAAAAAUAUUAAUAAUAAUCAAAAUGAUAACAACAAUAAUAAUAAAAAUAUUAAUGAUAAUAGUAAUAAUAACAGUGGUGCUACACCUAUAUCCAAUUCAAAUAAUAAAAAAAUUAAAAAUAUUAAUAAUAACAAUAAUAGCAAUAACAGUAAUAAUAAUAAUAAUAAUAAUAGUAAUCAAAAAUUAAAACCAAAACGUACAUCAUUUAGUGAAGCGUCACACUAUAUUAAAAAUUUAACACGUUCAUCAGAUGUUUUAUUUCAUUAUUUUAAAGAUUUUCCAGUUGGUUUAUUAGCAUUACGUCCAGUUAAAAUGCCAGUUGAUCGUAAUUUUGUACGUUCAACAAUACGUUUAUUUGCAUCAACAUGGGCAAGAAUAACAUUUGAUAAUAAUCUACAUAAUAAUAUUAAUUUAAGUAUUAAUAAUUAUCAAAAAAAUUAUAUAAAUAAUAUUAAUAAAAAUCAAAAUUUUCGCCAAUAUGGCACUAAUAUAUAUGACAAUUAUAAUUGGUUUGCAUCGGUAAAUAGCCGUGAAUUAAUACGUGAUCGUUUAAGAAAUUUUUUUCAUACCGAAUAUAAACGCAAACGAUUGCGUCGUAAUAUAUUAAUUCGUUCAAAUUUCAUUAAAUUUAAUAAUUUAAAUUCAAAUCAUAUUAAUAAUAAUAAUAAUAACAAUAAUAAACAAAUUAUUAAUAAUAAUUAUAACAGUAAUAAUAAUAAUCAUUAUAGUAAUAAUAAUAAUAAAAAUCGUUAUAUUCGUGAAAUAAAUUUUAAUGAAAUUGAAACAGUUAACAAAACUAUAAAUAAUAAUAAUAAUAAUAACAAAAAAAAUAUAAAAAAUAAUGAUAAUGAUGAAAAUUUAAACAAAAGAUGCUGCAUAUAG